GUCACCGCCGAGCCACGCUGCACUGCCAGUCCUAAACAACUCUUUCCAGAGAGGAGCUCCACAUCACAACCAGUCAACCACCGAAGAGCUGAGAUUUAACCAAGUAGACCGAAAACACCAGCCGAAAACCUGACGAGGACUUAGCGAAACGACUUAGUGCUACUUUUGAGUGUGUGUAAGUUAGUUUAAAUCCUCACUUUAUAUAUUUUUCGCUUUCAACGGUCGUCUCUUUUUGUUUGGACGUUAAGAUGAGGAGUCUGCGGUUAUUGCUGCUCGUCGGGCUGACGACUCUGUUUAUCACUGAACAACUCUUUGUCUCCUCCCAGGAAACCUUUAACACGACAGAUGACCUGUACUUAGAGGCUCGAACGUCGGGUGGCAUCCCUAUAGAUGAUGAAGAUGGUGACGAUGGCGGCUCAGGCUCUGGAUCCGGAGACUACUCUUUCAGCAACUUCACAGUUUCAGAGGAGAUACCUGAGAGGUUCCCCAACGUCUCUCAAACCACAGUCUCCACAGUAACCGUUCCAGCUCAACCAGAGCCAACAUCAGUCUCUCCUCAGGACACGUCAGCCACAGCAACAGACAGCAAGGAUCCAUCAACCAGAGUGAUGGACACCGAGACCACGCCGUUCAUACCACCUAAUGGGAACAACGGUGACGAGGAGGUGGCGAGCCCAACAACUGAUUGGUUCACACAGAGCACCAGUCCCAACGCCCCCAGCAUGCCUCCCAGUGAAACUAAUGCUACCAAAUUCAGCAUAGACAUCACUGUAAUCAAAGAUGCCGACGAGGACAACAGUCUUCAAACGUUGGAUGUCUCGACACCCAAAAACCCUGGAAAUAAGAUCAUGUACGAAGAGGUCGACAAUGAACUUGGGACAGGCAAUGAGCGAAACAGCAGAAUGUAUGAUCAGGACACUCCUGAAGAGGUGACCUCUGAGAACAUGUGGGAGAGGACGGAAGUGCUGGCAGCGGUGAUAGCAUGCGGAGUGGUUGGAUUUCUCUUUGCUGUUUUCCUCCUCAUCCUCCUCACCUACCGUAUGAAGAAGAAGGACGAAGGUAGCUACGAACUGGCAGACACCAAAGCUUCCACGACAGCCUAUCAAAAAGCACCCACCAAGGAGUUCUACGCCUGAACUGACCAACAGGGACUUUAAAUGGAGUCUGUCUGUCUCCCAAUCAGGACUAAAAAUGGAUCUACAAACAACUGAAGAUGAUUCCUCGAUGAAGUUUGAAGUUAUUCAACCUCUGUUCUUCUUCAGUGCUACCACCAUUUUUUUUUUUUUUUUUAUCUUUCCUACCUUCCUCCUCUGCUACCAUUUUACAUCUUGCUAUAUGGUGUUCAGUGUUUGUGAAGAAGGCAACAAAUAAGACUAUUAAAAUACAUUCCUAUCAUUCCUUCAAAACUGGGGAAGGAGUUAGAUAUUAAAUACACAUCCUAAAUUUCAAGAAAGGAAUCUUUUCUAGAGUAUCGCGAUGGAUCCCAACAGUUAUAGUCUUGGAAAGUCCACUUCAAAGUACUGAAAACACUGUACCUUUAGACCCGCUGAACCACACUGGGCUGGACUUGGUUCUGCAUUACAUACAGAUCGAUUGUCCCAUUUAGCAGAGCUACAGCCUGAACUUGCCCCAGCUCGGCUGAACAAUAUUGAGGAAGUUCACAGAAACAUAUGAAUAGCCUUAAGGCAUUUUGAAUACUGUUAAUUGAAACGGUACCACACAUGGGAUUAAUAUUACAAAAGGGCCUCCAAAAAAUGUAAACCCUUUUCCCUUUUAUUUGAGGUUAAAUUUUCUCAGUUUGUUAACAUUUUUCAUUGUUACAUUUCAUUUUCUGUACGCUUUCUUUGCUGAAUUGAAUAUUUUUGUGUUGUUAUGAGGAAUGAAUAUGUUUUUUUUUCUUUCAUAUGCUGUCCAGUAUUGGUAUGAGAGAUUUUGUUACUCUGCAGGUACAUAUUUGUGUUGUUUUCUCACAGAUAUUUGACAUUUAUAGAACUGACCAAAUAUAAAUGUGCUUUAUUUGUCUUUUGGAAAAUUAUUUUUAGUAGCUUUUUCAAUGUGUUUUGAUGUUUAGAGAUUUAUAUUUCCAUAAUAAGCCAUUUUUAAAAAGAGAUUACCAUCUUUUCAUUGCAUUCAUACAUUAAUGUAGACCUUGCAUCCAACAUUAGUAAUAUAUUCAAAACUAUUUAAUUUGGUGACUGAGUGCAGCGAGCACGUGGACCAGAAUUGCUAAGGGAGAGCCAAGGCUAAUGACUAUAAUUCAGAAACCGUAGAAGUGACCAACGUUUUCUGAAACGGCCAAAGCACAUUCCUCUCUGACUGUCAACUGUAUACAGCUGCAAUAGCCAGUUUCAACUUAGGGACAGGGACAAUGUAACUGACAGGACGGUAAUUUAUUCACUACUUACUAAUUACUUUUAAUUAGCUUUAAUAUAAGAUAGCUUAAGCAGCAUGUCAGGUUUUAAAUGCGUGUUUCCUAAUUAUCAGUUUACCUCAACCAGCAGACCAAAGAAGCUUCAGUGGGAUCUUCUGUAGACUUUUAGAGCUUCAGUGAGGAUACAGGAGGCUGUUAACAGCAACGACAACAGGGGGGGUUUCCCUUUUGAUAGCACAUACUUGUAUACAGCCUGUUAACUAUUUUAGUGAAAUAUUGCCCUAUGUAUAGUCUGUGAUGAAUUUUAUCACCAGCUACCUACUGCUUAUUAUAUGUCAAAGAACAAUACUUUUCACAUCAGCUUCUUAUUGGAAGUGGGGGACACGUUGUCUUGAAGCAGCUCUAUCUGUGGCCUUACAAGCUCUGUGAAAAGGUCAAAUAAAAGAUUUUUUAAACCAACUUUGCUAAUCCAAAUGGCUGGGAUCAGAGGUCGACACAUACAGAGAAACGGGGCUAAGUGGUUUUUAAACUAUGAGUAGACCUGCCCCCUAUCCAUACAUUCUCAUUGACAUGACAUUUGUUUUUAUUUCUUUUGCUCUGACUUUUUUGACUUGGAGUUUAAUGUCGCAUAACUAAUGUUAAAUUGGUAAAGGGCAUUUCCUUAUAGGAUUGUAAUGGCUGUUUUUGUUUGUUGCCCUUAUCUGUUGCGGAAGUUUUUGUGUCUCUUAACAGUUUGAUUCCCUUCAUGAGGCAAUGCAACGUCAGGGAAAGUUAGUCAGUGAGGCUAUGUUUAUUUGUUAUCCUAUAGUCAAUGCUACUUAAUGAUAUAAUUACUUUUGCCAUAAUAGAAAAUACUAUUUUAAAGCAAUUCUAGAUUAUCUGAAUGCAAACUACCUAUUCGCCAUAGCUGGAAUAAACAUGACAAUCUUAUUACUAACCAACUGUGACUUACUGAUGUCAAAUGUCAGAGAAAUGUUUCACAUGAACCCCACUCAUAGAGGGUCGGGACAACGGGUUAGCACUCGCUAGCAAUCCACCGGAUGAUGACACACAAUAACCUUUCUCUUCUAGGAUCUCUGUAAAUGUAUACAGUAUGUUGAUGAUACUAAUGUAUUAAUUUAUACUUGCUUAGACUAUAAUCCAGGUUAAUAUGUCAAUGAUAAAUUAAUCGAAGCCUCUUUGUGCCUAUACUGCUCUGUUUUGUUUUUAAAUAUUUAUGGUUUUAGUGUAUUUGACGAGUCUUGGUUCAAUUCAUUUUCAAUGUAUCAGUUUUCUAGCUUUUUUAGAAUACUUUUUUUUCAUAUGAAUGCAUUUAAUAAUAAGUUCUUUGUAAAUAUAUUGAAGCUUUAAUUUUUAUCAAAGUUGAAUAUGAAUUGACUGAAGCCUUGAUUUUAACAAAUAAACACCUACUCAAUGGUGGGGACCAACCAAAAAUCAGUUCGCAGAUAAAAUUGUGACAUAAGCACAUGAGGUGGCCAAUAGAGAAUUGUGUUGCUGAAAUGGUGUAUCUGAUAAGGUUCACUACUACAUAAAAGAUGUGGCUUUAAUGCAAUUCUAAAA
Sebastes umbrosus (honeycomb rockfish) is the source of this 3931-nucleotide messenger RNA. Its product is annotated as syndecan-2-like. The record is from RefSeq and is a predicted model, not a curated record. Gene Ontology annotation, biological process: cell migration. NCBI's taxonomy places the organism in Eukaryota, Metazoa, Chordata, Actinopteri, Perciformes, Sebastidae. The transcript has 5 exons. Bases 249 to 1136 code for a protein of 295 amino acids. Gene Ontology annotation, cellular component: cell surface; membrane.